AAAUCAUCCAUAGAGGGCGAAAAAAGGUGAGAGGAGAAUACGUGGGAGUCGAUGAUGGAACCACGACUACACAAUUAAGCAAGUAAAGACGAUCAAUUAAGGCGCCUUCUCGAUUCAAGCUCAUCAGAUCCUGUUCCUAUAUCAUAUAUAUUAUUUCCAGAUAAAUUUGGCUCGCUCUUUUGCGGCAGAAAAGAUGAGAAAAAAAUGGAGUGAUUGCAAGCAUUUUCUGGAAUUUUUUUCGAGAAUAUUGCCACAUGAGAGGUUUGAGUGUGAGAGUUGGAGGAUGGGAUUUCAAAGUAUGGGAGCACAAGGUAAUGGACAAGAGUCCCAUUUACAGCCUUCUUCCUUAACGCGGCAAAACUCAUGGUAUAGUCUUACUCUCAGUGAAGUUGAGAAUCAAUUAGGAAGCUUAGGUAAACCACUGGGUAGCAUGAACCUUGACGAGCUUCUUAAAAAUCUGUGGAGCACUGAAGAAAGUCAGUCCACAGGGAUGGACGCCGAGAACACUUCUUCCUCGUCUUCUCUCCAAAGACAGGCAAGUCUCACACUGGCUAGGGCUUUGAGUGGGAAGACGGUUGAUGAGGUGUGGAAGGAGAUCCAACACGGUCAGAAGAAGAGGUUUGGGGAGGAGAUGAAAAGACAAAAAAGCGAAUCAGCCCUUGGUGAAAUGACUUUGGAAGACUUUCUUGUACAAGCUGGGCUUUUUGCCGAUGCAUCAAUAAGUCCCACCAUGGAAUUGGAUAGUGUUGAUGCGGUGACGCCUCGAAAUUUCUCAGAACAAAUGGUCUUGUCGUCUUCCCCUUCAAUUGGCAUACUGUCUGACACAACAACACCGCGCUGGAAAAGGGAUGCUCCAGACGCAUUUGAGAAGAGCGUUGACAGAAGGCUUAGGAGAAAGAUCAAGAAUCGAGAAUCUGCUGCUCGUUCUCGUGCAAGGAAACUGGCUUACCAUAAUGAGCUAGUGACCAAGGUCUCACGAUUAGAAGAGGAGAACAUAAAGCUGAAGAAAGAGAAGGAAUUUGAUAAGAUGCAGCAUUGUGGAGGGUCACCUGAAGCAAAAUAUCAGCUUCGAAGGACAAGUUCAGCCUCACUCUGAUGGCUUUCUCCCCACGCUCCGAGUUUUGUAGUUCUCACAGAAUUAUUAGAGCUAUCCUUUUGGGUUUGUGAGGAUGCUGCUUUGGGAUUUAACUACCAGGCUGCUUGUCGCUGCUGCUCUUCCAGGCCAUCCACCAUUGGCGUUUGGUUUCAUGUACAUUCGUGAUUAAGAUGUAGGUACACAAUGAAUGUGCCAUGUUUAUAUAAGUUUAGGCUCUGUGUUAGAUAUAAUAGUAAGAAAGAGUCGUGUCCAUGCUGUCAGGUUGUGCACCAGUAUUAUUAUGAUAUAUGGUAAAGCCUGUGCAUUAUUUUAUUUGCCCAAUUCUAGAACAA
Tripterygium wilfordii is the source of this 1428-nucleotide messenger RNA. Its product is annotated as ABSCISIC ACID-INSENSITIVE 5-like protein 2. Gene Ontology annotation, cellular component: nucleus. The record is from RefSeq and is a predicted model, not a curated record. Bases 194 to 1096 code for a protein of 300 amino acids. NCBI's taxonomy places the organism in Eukaryota, Viridiplantae, Streptophyta, Magnoliopsida, Celastrales, Celastraceae. Gene Ontology annotation, biological process: positive regulation of DNA-templated transcription. Gene Ontology annotation, molecular function: DNA-binding transcription factor activity. The transcript is spliced from 5 exons.